Phragmites australis (common reed) is the source of this 1837-nucleotide messenger RNA. RefSeq names its product PTI1-like tyrosine-protein kinase 3. Gene Ontology annotation, molecular function: ATP binding; protein tyrosine kinase activity. The transcript is spliced from 9 exons. Bases 380 to 1456 code for a protein of 358 amino acids. Gene Ontology annotation, biological process: protein phosphorylation. Lineage: Eukaryota; Viridiplantae; Streptophyta; Magnoliopsida; Poales; Poaceae. The record is from RefSeq and is a predicted model, not a curated record.
GAAGCAAGCCGAGGCGAGGAGUAGCGGAAUAAAAAAGGAAACGAGCAGGGCGCGGAGUGCGCAGGUCGUUAAGUCUGGUAAGCGCGAGCGGCACACGGCACGCGUCCACGCUGUCCUUCGCGCCCUGACGGCUGUCACGUCGCCUCCUCAUCACGACGCCACCGAAGCCCAGCCAAGCCGAGCCAGACCAGACCAAGCCCCACCACCUCGCACGCGAUCAUUUCGCCAGCCCAUCGCCACCGCCCCCCUCCGCUCCCGCGCCUCCUCCUCCCCCGCCUCGUCGUCGUCUGGUCCCGCCCCCUCGCCGCCCCUCUUCUCAGGUAGAAAGAAGUCAAAAGAGAGGUCACUAUGCGCCGGUGGUUUUGCUGCACUCAAUUUCAUGCAUCAUAUCGUGAACAUGAAAAUGAACUUCCCAUCAGCCUGGAUGAGAAAGAAGUUUUUUGUCAUUACAUGGCUAUCAGGAAAUGGUUUUUCUCCCAAAAGUGAUCCCACCAAAGCACCUCCUCCCAUUGAAAUUCCUGAAUUAUCAUUUGAAGAGCUCAAAGAAAAGACUGACAAUUUUGGAUCAAAGGCUUUGGUUGGUGAAGGAUCAUAUGGAAGAGUGUAUUACGCAAUUCUAGACAGCGGAAAACAUGUUGCUGUGAAAAAGCUUGAUGCUUCAACAGACCCUGAAUUUGAUAAUGAGUUUUUGACACAGGUAUCCAUUGCCUCAAAAUUAAAGCAUGAUAAUUUUGUGGAGAUGCUUGGAUACUGUGUGGAAGGAAAUCAGCGUUUAGUGGCCUAUGAAUUUGCUACUAUGGGUUCUCUACAUGAUAUUUUGCAUGGAAGAAAGGGUGUUCCAGGUGCACAGCCUGGCCCAGCACUUGACUGGGUGCAGAGGGUUAAGAUUGCUAUAGAUGCUGCUAAAGGGCUAGCAUAUCUUCAUGAAAUGGUCCAGCCUUCGAUAGUCCACCGGGACAUACGGUCUAGCAAUGUUCUUCUAUUUGAGGACUACAAAGCAAAAAUUGCAGAUUUCAAUCUUUCAAAUCAGUCCCCAGAUAUGGCUGCACGUUUGCAUUCUACUCGUGUCCUUGGAACCUUCGGCUAUCAUGCUCCAGAGUAUGCCAUGACUGGCCAGCUAACUCAGAAAAGUGAUGUAUACAGCUUUGGAGUUGUUCUUUUAGAGCUUCUAACAGGAAGAAAACCAGUAGAUCAUACAAUGCCUAGAGGUCAGCAGAGUUUGGUUACAUGGGCAACACCUCGAUUGACUGAGGAUACGGUGAAACAAUGUGUUGAUCCAAGAUUAAAGGGCGAGUAUCCUCCAAAAGGAGUUGCCAAGCUUGCAGCGGUGGCAGCACUCUGUGUGCAGUACGAAUCUGAGUUCAGACCCAGCAUGAGCAUUGUAUUCAAGGCACUCUCUCCCCUUCUUCAACAUAAACUGCAACCACCACCAGCCGCAGCUCCUUCAGAUGCCUGACGUACUCGGUUCAACAUGAAUGUAAAGAGAUAUCAUUUCCUCAUAGGUUGCUACAAGAGGAGGCUUGCACUUGUUCAUUCCUUUUGCUGUGUGCUGUCCUGCCUUCGUUCGUUGGGCGAUAUGUGCUUGGUUGGACAGAGAUCGUGGCCACCUAAUAAUCGUGUUCUGGAUCUAUAGUGUAACAUGCGAAGGGUCUAACUUUUCAUGGCUUGAUUCUUUUUUGUUUGCCUUUGUCUGAUGUUGAGCUGACCCCUCCACUGUACAUUCUGUUGGUUGCGAGGCUUUUUGUGCUUGCUUAUGCGUGAGAUUGCCCACAUUGUUUUCUUUUCCCGGAAAUACGUUUUCUAACUUCAAUGAGCAUUUGGCAAAAGUGUUUGGUAU